AUGGCGGCGAAGGUAGGAGUAGUAGUGGUAGAUAAUAAUAAUAAUAAUAAUAAUUGUGGGCACGAGGACGGCAACAAGGCUUUUGCGAGGCUGCUGUCCAGGGAACGGCGGCCGUGCAACUCCGGCGGCGGCGGCGGCGGGGAGGCGUCGUUCCGGGUGUUGUACUAUGGCGGCACCGUCGGCGCCGUGCCCUUCUUUUGGGAGUCUCAGCCGGGUACGCCCAAGCAGUCAUUCAGCGACGACGCACUCCCGCCGCUCACUCCGCCGCCGUCCUUCCGGCCGGCGACAGUCUCCCAGAAAAAGCAGCGCGGGGGCGGCGGCAAGUUCUUCAUUUCCGUGUUCCUGAAGAAAAGCAGCAGAAGCCCUACCCCUACCCCUACCCCUAACUCGACGCUGUGCUUCGGCUCGUCGCCGGUGAAGACAGUGAAGAAGAUAACAUGCUGCAGGGGAUGAUUAACGUCGACAGGUAGGACACUGAGUUCUGACGUCAUAUUUUGUCAGGAUUUGAUUUCAACC
This is a messenger RNA of Andrographis paniculata, 516 nucleotides long. RefSeq lists its product as uncharacterized. NCBI's taxonomy places the organism in Eukaryota, Viridiplantae, Streptophyta, Magnoliopsida, Lamiales, Acanthaceae. The record is from RefSeq and is a predicted model, not a curated record. The coding region runs from base 1 to 453 and encodes 150 amino acids. The transcript has a single exon.